AUGCCACGACCUGUUCCCUAUGACAUGGGAUGCGUACAAGAAGUGCGUGCCGUAUUGCUCUUGGUCCUAAGCAUCGCUGUUCUGCUGAGAUUUUCAAUCGCCCCCAACGUCAGCCUUACUGAACUUUUCACGUAUUGUAUAAAGAUACAAUCCAACAGCUGCAGCGUUACAGGGAAUGCUUGUUGCAAGAACACGACUACGUCAUCUCUCCUGAUUGACGUUGACGAAAACUGCAUGUAUGAGACCUUCACAGCAACAUUGAACGGCAAGGCGGUGAAGGGCGUCACCAUCGGUCCGCCCUCAAAAGGCUUCGGCACCCGCGCAGUCCUCACCAUCCCCGGUCUCAAACUCGAUGCCAAAGCCCUGGGCGCAAAUGGCGCUACGGUUUGCAUUACGUUACCGAAGGCGUCUGCGUGUGGUUCCGUUGACCGCCUGAUCCCCGGGGGUAUCAGCAAUGCUGCUGCCUGGAAUGCGACCCUCCUCAGCUCAGAUUUGCGAUGCUGUCCUGUCACCUCUCUGCGCCAGCCGCCCCCUGUCCCGUGCGAGACGUGCUGGGUGUGGGAUGUUAUCCCUGGCAAGAAGACGAGUGGGACCUCGUACGAUUUCCUAAGCCGCAACAGCUGUCCCCUGGCUUCUUUGGAGCCCGAGUAUAUGACGGAGGACUGGAAAAAUUGCUGUGAGUUCGAGGGUUACUUUUACAAGCUGAACUACUUAGACGAUUUACUCGCCAAGGGCCUUGCCACGGGUUUUGGCAAGGCGGUCUGCAACGCCACCAGCCUGCGGCUUUGCGGCAACUUCACCAGCAUGGCAGCGGCACAGGGCCUGGCUUCCGAGCGGGCUAUGAUGGGCGGACUUCCAUUUGACUUUGACAACACGGAUGACACGUGUCCCAUGGGUCUAAUUGGCAGCACCGUCCGCCUUCGUAGCGUACAACCGACCACCGGAGCUCUGGAUACCCGCUGUGCACCAGUGAAUGAGGUCAUCCAGGACCUUUGCUGGUUACCGUCACUGAAAGAUGACAUGUCCGAGGGGAUGGUGCCAUUCCCCAACAGCACAUGCAACUCCGCCCCGGGUGUAACCCCCUUCGCCAUGAGCAUGUUCUACGAGGUCUCCUACUUCAAUAGGACCAGGGAUUACUGCAUCAACAUUACCACCACAACGCCAAAGCCAGCCAAGUCUACAUGCGCCAACGCCACCAUUUUAGACCGCAUGUCGUUUUGGAUCAUUGAUGAUGACUGGCGGCGGGACAUGUACCUGGGGGCCUACCUGCUCACAUUGGAGCGGGGGUCCUACACACGGAUGGACCUCAACGCUUCAUGGGGCAAUCUCGGCGAGCAAGUUUACAACGUGCACUCUCUGGGCUUGGAUGUAGCGACGGUGAAUGCCAAGAAGCCCAAGAUAUGUAUCGUGCGUGACCCCAGUGGACAGCUGUGGUACGACACCGUCAGCGGCAUCGGCUAUCUCUGGACUGCUCUGUAUGAUAAAAGCGGCAAGUGUUGCCCGGUCUAUUACGCCAAUCGCUUUUGA
Volvox carteri f. nagariensis is the source of this 1527-nucleotide messenger RNA. RefSeq lists its product as uncharacterized. The transcript is spliced from 8 exons. The coding region runs from base 1 to 1527 and encodes 508 amino acids. The record is from RefSeq and is a predicted model, not a curated record. NCBI's taxonomy places the organism in Eukaryota, Viridiplantae, Chlorophyta, Chlorophyceae, Chlamydomonadales, Volvocaceae.